Messenger RNA from Aplysia californica (California sea hare), 1479 nucleotides. RefSeq lists its product as uncharacterized. The transcript has 2 exons. Bases 369 to 929 code for a protein of 186 amino acids. Lineage: Eukaryota; Metazoa; Mollusca; Gastropoda; Aplysiida; Aplysiidae. The record is from RefSeq and is a predicted model, not a curated record.
AGCUCUGCGCGCAUUAACCGCUUAUUGAAGAAGGCUGCCUGCAAAGUCUAUGCGCUUCAACUGGCACGGUUUAGGUCUUAGAUAUAUUUUCUCGUGGCUCGCUGGGUCUCUGAGGACUGUAUUGGCUUGCUUGGGCAAAUAGUGGGUAGCUGGCUCACUGUCGCUGUGUUGGCCUGUUGUCAUGCGAGGCUCAGGGAACACAGGCUCAGCCUAGAUCGCUCGGGACCGAGGUAUCCAUUUUGGCCACUGGCAGAGAGACGACUUAGGAUUCGUGCUGACGGAAGCUGGGACGAGAGGUAGAGCCCUAUUGACCUUAUCAUCAGCCCUCCAAGGCAGAACGCACGCACCACGCCCCUCUGUCAGCCAUCAUGUCUAAUUUUCGCACGCUGGUCCACCCACCAGCAGUAGAUACGCCCACUCGGCUAGAGCAACGCCCUCCUAUUUCCCAGAGCGGGGGCUCUUUCCUGGCCACACAGAAAGGCUGGCCUCCCUACAUGCCUGGCUAUUUCGGCCCCUACUCGCUGCCUCCUAGAAAACCCUCGGCCAUUUUGGAUCUUCGCGACAAGCGGUACGGGAAAGAGGCGCGAGUGGGAAAUCCCCGUUGGGCAGAAGGUUCCUGGCCCCUCCCCUACCACACCUUGUAUUUCGACCCUCAGACUGAGGGAGACUGGAAGCACUUCGAGCGCUUCAUGCCUCCGGGACAGAUGGUACGUCGGAGAUGGCCGCAGGAGCCUCUGGAAGAAAUCCGCUUCCCAGAGCGAGGCCUUGCCGACCCAAGUCACUUGAACAGGAAGAACUAUCGCGGCUACCACUUCUUGCCCAACUACUCCCGGCGCUAUGUGGUCGGCGACCCCCGCGCGCCCUGGAACAAGGCAGGCGACUUCACAUACACGUCCUGGUCCACUGUGCUACAACAGGCGGACUUUUAGACCCGUACUGUUACGUUGGCAGCACUGUCGUUGGGAUCUGUACGGAUAGAGGUUGUGGUGCUUACCAUAAUCCAUCAGCCAACGAAAGACUGAGCUUGAGCGCCAUGUACAUAACACUGUAUACAGAAAACAAUGAGUUUAAAGCACAUCAAAUACGUUUUCUUUUGCUUUCAAUCAAGAUAUCGUGUUUCUUUUCACACAAGAAAAAGACAUAUCAGUCUAGCCGUUUACACAUUCUUGAGCGUGCGGUUGGUAGUCUUCAAUCAAUACGUCCCAAAUGGCCCGAUAUCGAGAUACACCUUUGGGCGCUGUCUCAUAGGACUUGUUUAAUCUGAGAACUGUCUAAAAAUAUUGUAUUGUAUAUAUAAUAACGCAGAUUUACUGCGUCCAGAAAUUCACAAUAUUUAAGGACAUUAUUUCGAGUGAAACAAAAGUAUUUCAUCUACUUUCGCCAUUUAUUUUGUUAAAUGGAGAGAAGGCUUUGCAUCAUUCUUUGAUGUCGUAUCUCUCUAGAUCUAUAGUCAACAUAAUAAAAAUAAGUGAAAAAAUA